This is a messenger RNA of Schistosoma rodhaini, 2799 nucleotides long. The record is from the annotation of a GenBank genome assembly. NCBI's taxonomy places the organism in Eukaryota, Metazoa, Platyhelminthes, Trematoda, Strigeidida, Schistosomatidae.
GUACCGGGUUGUUUUGAAACGAGACGAGAAGGGCGUGAACUUGACGAGAAAGAAUCAAACGAUGGACACACUAUUGAUGUUCGUUGUCCAAUAAACUUUUUCACUCUUAAGAACAUUUCUAUUAGUGAUUUACGCAGUGAAGUCUUUGUUGCUAUCAAGUUAAUAAAUUUAUUGCUCUAGUGGUACAUAAUAUUCUGAUUUUUCGAGUGACUACCAUGCUAUUAAUUGUUAUAUUGCUGUAACUACUGUACAACAAAUGAGUCUCUGAUGGCAAAUUUAUGACUAGAUGUUUUAGUAGUUAUAAUUAUUGAUGAUACCGGUCUCAGUCAUCAAUCUAAGAAGUCGCUAUUGUCACUUGAAGCUACCAAGGGAGCGGAUUGAUUCUUGAUCUAAAUUUGUUACCAAUGAAAAACACGAAAGAGACAAAAGUUCGAUUGAGUGAGAAAAUAUCUGGAUACAUGAUUGAUGAAAUAUCCAGUGAAAGUUCAGCAGGUGGGAGACGGUUUUUAAGAAAUCCAGAGAAACGAAUCCAUAAAAAUGUCGUUCGAAAACAAUCUCCAGCUACAACUGAAGAUGAAAAUACUGAAGAUUUGCUGACUCCGUUUAGUGCAGGAAAAACGUCACUAAAUUUAAAUAAAUAUUCAACACAAAAGGUAUUCAAUAACAAAUCGAAAAAUUCAAGUGGGAUAAAAUCAAAAGAAGUUGAAAAAUAUUCUGUCAAUCAUAAUGUAAAUGAACUAUUAGUAGUACAAGAAAAUGAUGAGAAGGAUUUAAGUAGAAUUUCAAUUUUGUCCUUCAAUAAUAAAGAUUCACUGACUGAUGUAAAUAAAGAUGAAAAAUCACUGAUGGAAAUUGAAGAAGUAAUUGAAUGUGAAAACUCCCAUUCACGUAGAUCGACGGAGGAGAUAUCUAAUAAAAAACUUCCAUUAGAGAAAAUAUCUUGUCAAAUGGACAAUGAAAAUAGUAGUAGUGAAAUAGAUGAAUAUUCAGAUGAUUUUGAAAAUGAACAAGAUUCAAUUAGUUCAACUAAAGAAAAUUUAAAAUGCAAUUUAAUCAUAACACAGAAAUCAUUAUCACCUAAAACAAAGAAGGCUGAUCGUCUAAUAAAUCAAAAAGUUUAUAAUGAAGGACCUAUGAAUUCUUAUGGACUAUUGAAUAAAACGAAUUUACGUGAAACGAUUUCAUAUAAGAAAAUAUCUAAAAACUCAUCUGAAACUCGACAAUCAAAGGAUGCUGAAGUUCAAACAGUGUGGUCAGGUUAUUUUUCACAAAACGACCAUAUUCCACACAACUUUCCAAUAACAAAAUAUGAAGAAAUUCCUACUCCUACUAUUAACACUACUCUUAAAAUGCAAAAUAUAACGUCAUCGCUCAUAAAUUACAAAGCAUUAGAUACUUUAACGACUUAUAAUCCUUGUUUGACUGCACUGGAUAAUAUGUUGAAACAACAAAUAAAUCUUACAAGAGAAUUUUUAACAACACAAAGAAACUUACAUGAAACAAUUAGCAAAGCGAUAAGUCAAUGCGUUGUUACAAAAAAUUAUAAUUAAAGAGUAAGAAUUAUACAGGACUACACAACUGACCUAAAUGUCACUGAUCUAAAUCCUGAUCAACCAUCAUACAGUUUACGGAAAUUUCUCGAGGUUAUGUUAGUGUCUUCAUCUUGCUUUUGAAUGUGGUUUCACAAUUAUUAAUGAUGACGAUACAAAGAAAAUAAACUGCAGUUUACAGCUAUUCAGAUGGAACUUGAAUUCUUGGUGAAAAUGUCACAGGUUUUAUUUAUGGAUUUAGCAACUCAGUGGUAUGGGCGUUUGGGUUUUUAAUUGAAAGGUAACAAGUUUGAAUCGCAGCGUAGAAGUUAACAGAGAUUCAUGGAAAUCUAGUUGUCCAAUCUUCAAAAGAACGAACCGCGGGCUCCGUAUUAGACUGACUACUAAAUGCAGAAUAUAAAACAUAUAUAACGCUAUAACGUAAUAAUGGGUACAAAGGCAACAGAGAUUGAUCAACCUCAGUUCUGAAUAUAAGAAACGAGAAAUUGUAAACACUUACUAAUGUUUGAAGUAUGUUGCUGAAAUCAAAAUCGUGCACUACUUCUAUUUAGAUCGAAAUUACUUUCAGUUAUGAUCCAUGAUGAGAUCUACAAAACUUAGCAGUUUGAUGUAUAUUUACAUGAACAAAAUGGUGGAUGGAUUCUCAAAUGACUACUAAGAUGUUUUUCUUAAUAGUCUAUACAUAUACUUUUUUUUCUACCAUAUGUUUGAAAACAAUAGUCGUAUAUUUGUAAAUUUAUUGAUUGGAGUGUGGUUCCCUAAGAAAACCAUCCGCUUCGGUUUGAGUACCCGGGUAGUAUUUCAACCCUCACACAAAUCGAGUGGUUUGUGUGGCUCAUAUGUAUUCGAUGCCUCCCUGUACCAAUGUUUAUGUGUUUAAAUAAUAAAUCUAACAAGAAAUCAAUUUUUAUUUUAUACAACAAAAUUACAAUCUAAUCGAAUAUAUUUAUCUAUCUACCUAUUUUUUAUACUACAAACUAUAGUUACGAAGAGAUUAUAAGAAACAAUGGUAUCUGAGAUGUAUGAAUAACAACUUUUGAAAUGUACUUCAUGUGAUAUCAUUAACGAAUGAAAAAAAUUGUUGAUUCAAUAAACUGAAUAUUAUUACUAGGAUUAUUAUUAUCUUUAUUCUAGAGUAUAACUUAUAUUCAAUUAGUGAUAAGUAUUAUGAAUAUAAUGGUUAAGUGAAAUGUUAUUAAAGUUAUUUAAUGGACAAUUUGUAGUCCUUUUUUUUCUUCUUUAAAACGUA